AUGCAAUUCUUCAUCUUUUUGCUGGCAGGCUUGAGUUGGCUAGCCAACGCUGCCUCCAUCCCUACUCUUCGAUCCAACAUCACUGAGAUUGAGUCUCGUGAUGUUGGCGAUGUCAACGGAUAUCGCUCUGUGGCAUAUUUUGUGAACUGGGGCAUCUACGGACGCAAUUUCCAACCUCAGGAUCUGCCCGCCGAGAAGCUCACGCACGUUCUUUACGCCUUUGUCAACCUUCGCACUGAUGGAUCUGUCUUUCUUUCCGAUACUUGGGCCGAUACUGAUAAGCAUUACCCAAGCGACUCAUGGAAUGACUCUGGAAACAAUGUCUACGGCUGUAUCAAGCAGCUAUUCUUGCUCAAGAAGAGAAACCGCAAGCUCAAGGUUCUUCUGUCUAUUGGAGGCUGGACCUACUCUAACAGCUUUGCUCCCGCCUUUGCUACCGAUGCAGGGCGACAGCGAUUUGCCGAUUCUGCAACUGAGUUGGUGAAGAACCUCGGCGUUGAUGGAAUUGACAUUGAUUAUGAAUACCCCCAAAAUGAUGACCAGGCCGACAAGUUCGUCGAUGUUCUUCGACGCACGCGAGCGGCCUUGGAUAACUACAGCGCUGGUAAUGCAGGAGGAUAUCACUUCUUGCUUACAGUCGCAUCUCCAGCUGGUCCGGAGAAAUAUCGCCAGGAGCGAUUGAAUCAAAUGGACCAAUAUCUCGAUUUCUGGAACCUGAUGGCAUACGACUACUCCGGAAGUUGGGACACGAUCGCCGGUCACGAUGCCAACAUCUACGCAUCCAACAGCAGCCCAUCCAGCACCCCCUUCAACACGGACCAGGCAGUCAACUACUACAUCUCACAGGGUGUGGCUGCUCACAAGAUUGUCAUGGGUAUGCCUCUCUAUGGUCGCCAAUUCACGAACACCAAUGGACCCGGAACCCCAUUCAACGGUAUUGGACAAGGAAGCUGGGAUGUGGGCGUGUGGGACUACAAGGCGCUGCCUCUCCUUGGUUGUGCAGUUACUGAACUGAGUCAACUCGGUGCAAGCUACUGUUACGAUCAAGGAAAGAGGGUUUUUAUCAGCUAUGACACACCUGCCAUCGCGCGCCAGAAAGCUCAGUACAUCAAGUCUCGAGGACUUGGUGGUGGCAUGUGGUGGGAAAGCAGCGCGGACAAGAAAGGAGGUGAUAGUUUGAUCGCUACGGUUGUGGAUAACCUUGGAGGCAUCAAUGCUCUGGAGCAGACCGGGAAUCAGCUGGGCUAUCCCGCCUCCAAGUACGACAACGUGAAGAAAGGAUUCAACUAG
Messenger RNA from Penicillium olsonii, 1290 nucleotides. Lineage: Eukaryota; Fungi; Ascomycota; Eurotiomycetes; Eurotiales; Aspergillaceae. The record is from the annotation of a GenBank genome assembly.